Messenger RNA from Brassica napus (rape), 1044 nucleotides. Its product is annotated as thymidylate kinase-like. Gene Ontology annotation, biological process: dTTP biosynthetic process; dTDP biosynthetic process; dUDP biosynthetic process. Gene Ontology annotation, cellular component: cytosol; cytoplasm; mitochondrion. The coding region runs from base 16 to 957 and encodes 313 amino acids. The transcript is spliced from 4 exons. NCBI's taxonomy places the organism in Eukaryota, Viridiplantae, Streptophyta, Magnoliopsida, Brassicales, Brassicaceae. The record is from RefSeq and is a predicted model, not a curated record. Gene Ontology annotation, molecular function: ATP binding; dTMP kinase activity.
AAACCAAUAUCCUAUAUGAAUCGGAAAUCAGAUUUCAACGGCCGGUUCUUGAGUCAGACUAAACCCUCUGAGCCGCUUGAAGGGUUCUCUCUUGGACUCUGCCAAAAACCUAAGCUUCUCACACUCUCCGACUCUUUUUUAUCGAUCUUCUUCUCCAGCAGCUAUAAUCCGGCGACGUUUCACACCACCUGGACAAACCUCCUGUUGAUGUUUCGGACAAGUAUUGGUUCCAGUUUCAGAGCCUUAGCAUUGCCACCAAGAUCCUUCAACUAUCUCUCAAGUUCAUCAGUUCGAAUGGAGAAUCUAACCUUUUUUUCCGAAGCUGGUGCGAAGCCAAGAGGUGCAUUGAUAGUCGUAGAAGGACUUGACCGCAGCGGAAAAUCAACGCAAUGCGCUAAGUUACGCUCUUUCUUGGAGAGUUCAGGGCAUCCGACCGAGCUCUGGAGGUUUCCCGACAGAGAGACAAGCGUCGGUCAGAUGAUAUCCGCGUAUCUAUCUAAUAAGUCGCAGUUAGAUGAUCGCACCAUUCAUCUCCUUUUCAGCGCCAACCGUUGGGAGAAGAGGUCGUUGAUGGAGGAGAAGCUUAAGGGAGGAACUACGCUUAUCGUUGAUCGGUAUUCGUAUUCUGGUGUGGCUUUCUCAUCAGCUAAAGGUCUUGGGAUCGAGUGGUGCAAGGCGCCGGAAGUCGGGUUGCUGGCUCCGGAUUCAGUGCUUUACCUUGACAUCUCACCUGAGAGAGCUGCUGAGAGAGGUGGAUAUGGAGAUGAGAGGUACGAAAGAGUUGAUUUUCAGAAGAAAGUUUCUGAGUUUUAUCAAACUCUACGUGAUUCUUCAUGGAAGAUAAUCGAUGCAGGUGAUAGUAUGGAGGAAGUAGAGAAGAAGAUUCAACAAGUGGUGUUGGAUAAAGUUAAAGAGUGUGCUCUAGGAAAGUCUCUUUCUCUCCUCUGGUCAUCUUAGAUGAUGAUUUUUAACCAAUCCACUCUUGUAGAAUGUUUGUGUCAUGGCGAAUUAUACCAAGUUUGUGAUUUUGAAAACUUACACGUA